AAACGAUUUCCUCAACGAUAGAUAUUAUGUGGCCUUAAAAUAGAGACAAUUUGAAAGUAACUAACAAAACUAGUUAAUAUGAAACUUAAAGAAAAUCAGUUAUAUCGGAGUUCGUAAGAUUAUGCCAACUGAUCAGUUGCGUUAAACUAUCUGAAUUAAGGAAAAUCACUGCUAAUAAGUGCUUUCGCCUAGUUACUAUACUUCAUCAAAUCGAUGAGCCAUAUUUAACAAGUCAGUUUAAAGAAAUUAACCAUUUAUUUGUAAAGGUUUUUACGAACAAAAAAAUCGACUGGUUCGGAAAUAAUUUCUGCCAAACUGAAAUUAGAUGAAGAAAUAAACAAAGUAGGGGAGAAGAUUACUACAUGCUAAAUCACUAAAUACUUGCUUACGCCUGUUACCCCUCGUGGAGCAUAGGCCCACUAUCAGGAAUCGCCAGCACACUGUGCUGGGUUAUCCUUCCAAUUGUUGCCAGGUGCUAUUCAUUCUUUUGAUGUCUACCUGUGAUGUUUGUAUGAACUAAUGAUUCUUUUUUUACUUAGUGUGGGCCCGAUUUUGAAUUCCAAAUACAAUACAUUCGUUUGUGUUCACCUUGUUCUACGUGAUUUAAAUUGUGUUGUUUCGGGGACUCCUAAUUCGUAUAAUAAUUCAAAUAUUUAUAUUCAUCACAUUGGCGUCUUGAUGGAGCCUGUGAUGGUACAAUUGGUCAUACAUCCAAUUUUUGAUACUUUUGAAAAUUAUAUAGGCAUGUUCGAAAUCUGAACUAUGACCAAAGAGGGUGUUCACAUUGUGGUUCAUUUCCUUAGAUUCAUCGGAAAAGAAACCCACAGCUUACUGAAAAUUUUAGCAUUCCCAGAUAAGCCUAUUUCACUAUAUUACGAAACUCUCAAAUAACUGCCGUUAAGUCAUGUAAAGUGCACAAAUUUCUAAUGUCGUGAAGAAGGGAAAUUUCAUAAAAUCAGAAUAAUCAAAAUGUUAGAGAAUUUAUCCUUCAAUCGCAGAAACAAGCUGCCAAGUGCAAUUUUCGGUCACCAACUUCAUGUGCACCAGCCUGAUUGAUUGCAGGUAUCAACAUACCUAAUCUGUAAAGAGAGGUUAUGCAAGCGUCAAGGUGUUCUUUUCAAGGUCAGCAAAAGUUUGGUAAAUGUUUGUCCUGUGGUAAAUUUCAUUCACGUAAUUCAUGCGUAUUUCGCAAUGCUAAAUGCUUUAAAUGUGGUAAAAUCGGACACAUUCAAUCAGUUUGUAAAACUACUGUUCAUUUCGCUGCAAGUAAUGCAAAACUUUGUGAUUCCGAUCCUAUUAAGUUGAGUGUUUCUAAUGAUCAUUUACCUUUAUCCACGGUUUCGAAAACCACUAUAGAGUCAUAUGUCAGUCCAGAGUUAAAUGAAGCCUUGAACCACUCUGGAACUGAACUCCAGACAAAACAAACUUAUACUUCACGUGAUAUUUGUCGAGAAAGCCUCAGGGGCUCAUAUUCAGAAAAUAUUUGGAGCAGCAAAAUGCAUCAAAUGAGACUCAGAAUAAUUUUGAGACAGAAAGUUUCCAAUACAUCAGCUUAUCAAAUUUCUCAUAUUAGUUUACCAGAUAUCGGUUGUCCUAAUGAUUCACAUAUGCCUGGUGAAUUUUCCUAUAAAAAUGAAGAAGAUAUGUCGAAUGAAUCAAAUCAUGAUCCGAAAUCUGAUGCAAUUUUGAUAGAUGCUGAUUUUUCUAAUGAUCGAUCAUUCUCUAAUGAGAUUCUUAAUAAAUCUGAAGAAAAUAUUUGAGAAGAACCAGAUCAUGAUGUUAUCAUAUCAAAUGUAAUUUGUCCUCAUAAUGUAUUUGUUUCUGAUGGAAAACUUGGUCAAUGUGAAGCACAAGUUUUAACUGGAUUCAAACCUAAUUACAGAUUGGAUGAUCGCAUAUCGAUUGUUGUUUAUCCUUACCGUGAAGUCACUUCUAAAUCUGUUCUAAGUAAAGGCACAUUAUUCGUAACUUGGGAAUAUGAAGAUGUAACAUUAUUUCGUGGGGGAGGAUAGUGUUGGAAAAUCUAUGGUUCCAGUUCUAGAUAUCAG
Molecule: messenger RNA, 2048 nt
Organism: Schistosoma haematobium
Lineage: Eukaryota; Metazoa; Platyhelminthes; Trematoda; Strigeidida; Schistosomatidae
Exons: 1
Coding region: 1095-1760 (221 amino acids)
Molecular function (GO): nucleic acid binding; zinc ion binding
Source: RefSeq, a predicted model, not a curated record